CAUCACCCUCAACCACCCUCCCUCAAACCCUCUCACAAUGUCGAUGGCAGCUGGCUUCGAUACAGGCCGAGUUUAUUCGGCCCAAGUAUUAGCAGGAAAUGAAGAUUCAAGAGCUCCAGAAGCUCCAGUUCAAAUCGAACAAAGUUUAUUCGAGUUUAUUCAACGUUUUAGGAUGGGAAAUGAUUAUAUUUAUCGUGAUCGUUUACGUGCAAACCUUUUGGCAAAACAAUUUGUAAUUGAUGUUCAAUUGGAACAUGUUCAACUUUGGAGUAAUGCUUUGGCACAGGCUUUCAGGGAAACACCUGGUGAAAUGUUACCGCUAUUUGAAGCGGCUGCAAGAAGAAGCGCAAAUGCAAUCUUGUAUCCUAUUUCAACCAAAGGAGAAGUUCGUGGUGUUACACCGGAUGUACAAGUAACACUACGAUCGGGAGCCAAUUUGAUCGGAAUGCGUGAUCUUCAUUCUGAUUCCAUCGCUCAUCUUGUUCGUUUGCCCGGUAUCGUGGUAGGAGCAUCAACUUUCUCUUCUCGCGCUACCCAUCUCAGCUUGAUGUGUAGGGAUUGCAAAACGGUCAAGACCAUGCCAAUCGUUGGUGGAUUUGGCGGUUUCACUUUGCCACGUUACUGUGAAGCAAAUCGUAUAUCAGGUGACAAAUGCAGUACGGAUCCUUAUGUCAUCUUGCACGAUAAAUGCAAAUUUGUCGAUACACAAACGAUCAAACUUCAAGAAGCUCCUGAUAUGGUGCCCGUUGGAGAAUUGCCGAGACACAUGCUGCUCUCUGCUGAUCGUGCUUUGUGUGGUCGUGUUGUUCCGGGAGCAAGAAUAAUCGCAACAGGUGUUUAUUCUACGUUUAACAGCAACAAAGGUGCAAGAGGUGCAGGUGCAGUUUCUUUGCGAACACCUUACCUACGUGUCUUGGGAUUGGAAAUUGAUGCAGAAGGUGCGGCUGGCAGAGGUGUUGCACGUAUGUUCUCUGCAGCAGAAGAAGAUGAAUUUAAUCGGAUGAGCAGAACUCCUGAUUUGUACGAAAAGAUUUCUGCAAGUAUCGCACCAAGUAUUUUUGGUAACAAGGAUAUCAAGAAAUCCGUCGCUUGUCUAUUGUUCGGAGGAAGCAAGAAAGUCUUACCCGAUGGAAUGCGAUUACGUGGUGAUAUCAACGUUCUGCUCUUGGGUGAUCCAGGUACGGCUAAAUCGCAAUUGCUGAAAUUCGUCGAAAAGGUGGCACCGAUUGCAGUCUACACAUCAGGAAAAGGAAGUAGUGCUGCCGGUUUGACAGCUUCCGUUCAAAGAGAUGUCAAUUCACGAGAAUUUUACCUGGAAGGUGGUGCAAUGGUUCUUGCUGAUGGAGGUGUUGUCUGCAUUGAUGAGUUUGACAAAAUGCGUGAUGAAGAUCGUGUUGCGAUUCACGAAGCAAUGGAACAACAAACGAUUUCAAUCGCCAAAGCAGGAAUCACCACAAUUCUAAACUCAAGAACAUCUGUUUUGGCAGCUGCAAAUCCAGUCUUUGGUCGUUAUGAUGAUAUGAAAUCACCCGGAGAGAAUAUCGAUUUCCAAACUACAAUCUUGUCAAGAUUUGAUAUGAUUUAUAUCGUCAAAGAUGAACAUGACGAAGCUCGUGAUCGAACGAUUGCAAGACAUGUGAUGAACAUUCAUAUGAACAAGCCCACCAAUCAAGGAGAUGCAGAUGCCAAUGCGGCCGCACAAGGAGAGAUUGAUAUUGAGGAUCUCAAGAGAUAUGUUUCAUACGCAAAGACAAGAUGUGCACCUCGCCUAAGUCCUGAAGCUUCAGAGAAGCUAUCAAGUCACUAUGUUUCAUUGCGCAAACAGGUGGCACAAGUGGAAAGGGAUAAUAACGAAAGAAGCAGUAUUCCAAUCACAGUACGUCAAUUAGAAGCCAUUAUUCGAACGAGUGAAAGUUUGGCAAAGAUGACAUUGAACACAACUGUAAAAGAAGAACAUGUUGAUGAAGCCAUCAGAUUGUUCAAAUUGAGUACGAUGAAUGCAGUUCAAGCAGGAAACGUUGACGGAAUGACACGUGGUGAAUUACAAGAAGAAGUGAACAAAUUGGAUCGUGAUAUUCGUAGAAGGUUACCAAUCGGUUGGUCAACGAGUGCUGCUAAGUUGCGCGGUGAAUUUGUUGAAUCACAAGGAUAUACACAACAUGCUCUCGAUAGAGCUUUAUGGAUUUUAGAAAAGAGAGAUGUGAUUCGAUUCUCCAAUCAACGUAAAACUGUCACUCGAACUGGAGUUUGAUUAGGCCUCCCCUUUUCUCGGCUUUCUUUCUGUCUUGCUCUCUUGUAUCAUUAUGUCUGCAGUAGUAA
Meira miltonrushii is the source of this 2319-nucleotide messenger RNA. Its product is annotated as putative CDC46-cell division control protein. The transcript has a single exon. Gene Ontology annotation, biological process: DNA replication initiation; DNA replication; double-strand break repair via break-induced replication. Gene Ontology annotation, cellular component: nucleus; MCM complex. The record is from RefSeq and is a predicted model, not a curated record. Gene Ontology annotation, molecular function: ATP binding; single-stranded DNA binding; 3'-5' DNA helicase activity. The coding region runs from base 38 to 2251 and encodes 737 amino acids. NCBI's taxonomy places the organism in Eukaryota, Fungi, Basidiomycota, Exobasidiomycetes, Exobasidiales, Brachybasidiaceae.